UGUUCGAUUCGUCCUAUGUUGUCUUUCCAGUUGAAUGAGAAAUGAAAGCCAUCGUUGUUCCACCACCGCCGGCACCACCCAUCCGCCGCAAUGCAGACAAAACUUCAACCACCACUUGUCCUUCUUCCAACCACCAACUUCACCUUCGUCUACCUCUCUACAACCCCAACCCCAAAAAACUCUCUCUCCUUCCCAAUUUCCCUCAUCAACCUUCUCCACAACCCAUUACUCUUCCGGUGAACAAAAACAAUAACAAAAAGGAGAAGAAGAAGAAGAAUAAGAGAAGAAAAUGUGACACAACUUCACACAUUUUGCCCUUAAUGGAUGCACUUCACUUUCCCAUAUCCAUUGAUAUUUACACCUCUUUAGUCAAAGAAUGCACUCUUUCCGGCGACUCAGAAACCGCUAUUGAGUUGUAUACACACAUCAUAAAUAGUGGCAUUGAACCUCCAUUAAACUUGCUCAAUCGGAUUCUUAUCAUGUUUGUUUCGUGCGGUUUGUUUGAGAAUGCUCGCCAUGUGUUUGAUGAAAUGUCUGUUAGGAAUUUUCAUUCUUGGGCGAUUUUGUUUGUUGGUUAUUAUGAAAAUUCUGAUUAUGAGAAUGCAACGGAUGUAUUUCUUGGUAUGUUAUGUCAAUUGGGUGUGAUGGAGUUUCCGUUUCCUCCAUGGAUUUGGUCUUGUUUUCUCACGGUUUGUGCCUGCACUUUGAAUGUUCCUCUAGGAAUGCAAGUUCAUGGAUGUUUGUUAAAGCUGGGUGCUUGUGACCAUGUCCUUGUCAGUAGCUCUUUGAUCAGAUUUUAUGGGAGGUUCAAGUGUUUGGAAGAUGCAAACAUUGUUUUUAAUAAAGUGACGCGGCAUAACACGUUGACUUGGACUGCUAAAAUUGUCAGUGGUUGUAAAGAAAGGCAUUUCUCUGAGGUUCUUGGUGAUUUCAAGGAGAUGGGAAGGGUAGGGAUAAAGAAGGACAGUUUUACAUUUUCCAGUGUUCUUAAAGCUUGUGGUAGGAUGCAUAAUCAUGGAAGCUGUGGUGAGCAGGUUCAUGCUGAUGCCAUCAAACUGGGAAUUGACUCGGAUAACUAUGUGCAGUGUAGUUUGAUAGCUAUGUAUGGAAGAAGUCGGUUACCGAGAAAUGCAAAAAUGGUGUUUGAAAUGACCCGAAAUGAAAGAAAUGUUGAUAGUUGGAAUGCCAUGUUUAUGGGUUUCAUACAGAAUGGUUUGUACAUUGAAGCUGUUAAGUUUGUGUAUCAGAUGAAGGAGGCUGGAGUGCAGCCACAUGAACCAUUGCUUGAAAAACUAAGAAUUGCUUGUGGCAGUUCUACAUUUCAAGCAUGAACUAACUAAGUAGGUUGUACAUAGAAUGUUAAAGUAGUUGAAUGAAUAGAAACUUUUAAAAUAUACAGAAAUUUGCACAUACUUUUGUAGUUUUAAACUUAUGAUAGUCUCUAAUUGCAUAUCAAAGUGUUGUAAAGAACUCUAGUUCGAAUACAUUACAGAGAGUAAAAUGCAGAUGAAUGUGAAUCUGGUUUGAGUAUAAAAA
Trifolium pratense (red clover) is the source of this 1536-nucleotide messenger RNA. RefSeq names its product pentatricopeptide repeat-containing protein At1g31790. Gene Ontology annotation, molecular function: RNA binding; protein binding. The record is from RefSeq and is a predicted model, not a curated record. The coding region runs from base 42 to 1331 and encodes 429 amino acids. Gene Ontology annotation, biological process: RNA modification. NCBI's taxonomy places the organism in Eukaryota, Viridiplantae, Streptophyta, Magnoliopsida, Fabales, Fabaceae. The transcript has a single exon.